CUGAGCUAAAACCAAGGCUCUUUCCUCUUCCCCUCUUCGUGUGUCUCCAACAUGGAUGCUUUUCAGAGUAUUCUGAAAUUCUUUCUUAACCAAAAGACGGCUAUUGGCUACAGCUUCAUGGCUUUGCUGACCCUGGGAAGUGAGCGUCUCUUCUCACUAGUGGCGUUUAAGUGCCCCUGCAGCACGGAGAACACAGCCUAUGGGCUGGUUUUCCUCUUUGCCCCUGCCUGGGUGUUACUGAUCCUUGGAUUCUUUCUAAAUAACAAGGCGUGGAGACUCUUCACCGGCUGCUGCAUAAAUCCCAAGAAAAUCUUCCCCAGGAAACGCUGCUGCCGCUUCUUCUACGUCCUGGGCCACAUCACACUGAGUUCAUUGGUGGCUCCAGUGAUGUGGCUCUCCGUGGCUUUGCUGAAUGGGACGUUUUACGAAUGUGCUAUGAGCGGGACAAGGAGCACAAGUCUCCUGGAGAUGAUUUGCAAGGGCAAGCCCAAAGAGUGCUGGGAAGAGCUGUACAAAGUCUCCUGUGGCAGAAGCAGCAUGGCACCCACGGACAACGAGGAGGUGAAGUUGUCCCUGCAAGCCCAGUCUCAGAUUCUAGGAUGGUGUCUGAUUUGUUCAGCAUCCUUCUUCUCUUUGCUGACCACUUGCUAUGCACGUUGCAAAUCUAAAGUCAGCUAUCUGCAGCUGAAUUUUUGGAAGACGUACGCACAAAGUGAGAAGGAACAAUUGGAAAACAAACUCCUGGAAUGUGCCAACAAGCUGAGUGAGAGGAACCUGAAAUGCUUUUUUGAAAACAAGAGGCCUGAUCCCUUUCCCAUGCCCUCUUUUGCUGCCUGGGAGGCGGCUUCCGAGCUACAUGCAUUCCACCAAGACCGGGAACACUACAGCGCUCUCCACAAGGUGGUAGAUGAUGGUCUGGAACAAUCUCCCCAAGAGGAAGAGACAACAAUGAUCCUGGUGGGCUCCGCCCAGGGUCUGUGAAUCGCCAAUCAUCGCUGGCUCGGGUGGACAGAGGUACACUCCUUCUGAGAGUGUCCUGCUGUCUCCACAGCAACCUAAGCCUCUGCAUUUUCUCACCAACAGAGCUUCUUUAGAAGAUGAUAACACAGGGAAAACUGUGAUGCUGAGUGAGGACAAAGACACCCUGAGUUGGUGGAGGGUUGGGCCUAGGAGGUCCGACAGUUAUUGUAAGCGCUAAGAU
This is a messenger RNA of Chionomys nivalis (European snow vole), 1201 nucleotides long. It is a transcript of the gene Calhm5, whose product is annotated as calcium homeostasis modulator family member 5. The record is from RefSeq and is a predicted model, not a curated record. NCBI's taxonomy places the organism in Eukaryota, Metazoa, Chordata, Mammalia, Rodentia, Cricetidae. The transcript has 2 exons. Gene Ontology annotation, molecular function: monoatomic cation channel activity. The coding region runs from base 52 to 981 and encodes 309 amino acids.